GGUAAUAUGUGCUAUGUGUUUUGAGCAAAGGAUACACAGAUGGUCGCCUUUCAUAUGGAUACAUGAGCUUCAAAAUACUAUGUAUGUAACGUCAUUUUAAUUUAUAACCGACUGUGCGCUGUUAUAUUUCCCCUGUUUGAAUAAGAAACGCCCCAAACCGGGGACUCACUUGUUUGUCGUCUGUUUUAGAGGUGCAAUGAAAUGAGCUACGAUGCUAACUUAGCAUUCUAGACGGAAACAAUUAACAGUUACACUUCAGCUUUUAUUGAACAGUUAAAAACCAACAGCCCUGACGGAUGAACGUAUUAUGUCUUUAAGGUGUUAAGGCUUAGUAUAUAUUUUCCCUAUGUCGCUUGUUAAGUCUGUAGGCUAUCCUUUGUUUCCAAUCGCAAAUCUAUACUGAUUGUUUGGAAAGAAUCGGGAAUCAGCAGGGUGGGGGAACAUGGAUGAAAGUGCCGAAAAUGUUGUCAGUGACGACAUUGUCAUUAUCGUGGAGAACGAGGCUGAAAGUUUGCCUGCCGAGGAAGAGAGGAUGAAACAGCAAGGCACCUUCGGGCUCAUGGACACCUGUCCCAUAUGCAAGUUGAGCUUUCAUAACAGAGAGCCCAAACUACUACCGUGUCUGCACUCCUUCUGCAAGAGGUGUCUCCCGGCCCCCUUCAGGAGUGCUGAUCCAAGACGCGACACGCAGGGUCAGGUCGACAACAACAAAUCAUUGGGUGCCAUACGAUGUCCAGUAUGCAGACAGGAAUGCUGGGAGAUGGACAUGUUGGAUAAUUUCUUUGUCAAGGAUUCUGCUGAGGUGCCGAGCAGUACCGUGGAGAAAACCAGCCAGGUGUGUAUGAGCUGUGACGACAACACAGAAGCAACUGGUUACUGCGUGGAGUGUGUGGAGUUUCUGUGUGUGACAUGUAUCGAGGCACACCAAAGGGUCAAGUUCACCAGGGAUCACACCAUACGCCAGAAGGAGGAGAUGUCUCCAGAAGCAGUAAGUAUGUCCACACAGAAGCCCGUGUUUUGUGAUAUCCACAAGCAGGAGCCGCUGAAGCUCUUCUGUGAGACGUGUGACCGGCUCACCUGUCGGGACUGUCAGCUGCUCAAGCACAAGGAUCACAACUACCAGUUUUUAGAGGAUGCAUACAGGAACCACAGGCAGUAUCUGGAGAACAUGACGCAGCAGUUGCAAGAGAAAAGAAGGGCCAUCGAGGAGGUGUCCGGCUGUAUCAGCAAUGGACUCCAGCAAGUUGAGGAGAACCGGAAGUCUGUCACUAAUGAAAUAAAGAAGUCCAUCUGUAACCUGAUCAUGGAGAUCAACAGGAAGGGGAAGAUUCUGGUUAACCAGCUGGAGGCUCUGACUAAGGAUCACGAGCUGGGUUUGAAAAAGCAGCAGGACGACGUCAACUCCCUGAGCAGGCACCUGGAUCAUGUGAUCAGCUUUACCAAAUGGGCCACAGCCAGCCACAGUGGAACCGCCCUGCUGUACUGCAAGAGACUGAUCCUUUUUCAGAUCCAUUACCUAAUGAGAGCGAGCUGUAAUCCCUCAAUCGUCCCCCAGAGUUCUGUUCGCUUUCAGUGUCGCUCUGGUUUCUGGGCCACCAAUGUAGACCUUGGCUCUCUGCUUGUAGAGCGGGGCCCUGGCACUCGGCCGCCCAACACCAACCUUCCUGCAGGUCCCAGGGCAGAGGCCCCCCCCGGACAUAUGUCCGCUUCAGCUCAGCAGCGACAGAGCACGCUGGCUCAGCUCCAGAUGCAGACAUCUGUUGUUCCUCUGUCCAAGGUGGACAAGAUUUCCCAGCAGCCCCAAAGGCAACCUCCCCCUAACCACUGGUCCUGGUAUCCAAAUGUCAGGGUCCCAGGGCCCCCAGGUCCCCCACCCCCAACCAGACCCAUCCACGGAGGGUCCUCCCCCUCCCAAGGCCCCCAAAGCAUGGGACAGCCAGGACAGGCGGGACAGCCGGGACAGCCGGGACGCAGAUACGGUAGCUCCCAGCCCAACACUAGAAGCCCCACCUCCUCCAUGCACCACAACACAGGCUUCCCCCAACAUCAGAUCAGUGCGCAGUCUCUGAGAGAGCUGAUCCAUGGUUCCAGCUUCCCUCCUAAACCUAUGGAUAUGUUGCAGGGUGCGUCCCGCUACCCACCGCCUUCGUCUGCCGGAGCAGCUGCACACAUGUCCCUGCAUCAGCGGGGCCUAGCGGAGUCUUCCUUCCUGAAGAGGAGUGAGGCAGGUGGAUCGGUCCCCUCCAUCACCAUUUCUAUCCCCAAACCCAGCUUCGCUCCGAGUCAAGCUUCAGCAACUGCGGACAGAACGAGCACCUUCAAUCACAUAGCAGUUCAAGCAAGGCAAAACUCCCCAAUGGCCAAACCAUCUUCUUCAGACAGAAGCACAGGGACGACUCCCUGGAGGCAGACAUCGGAGCCUCCAGCUGCCCCCUCAGCUAAGAGAAGAAGAAGGACGUCCCCGGGGCCCGUCAUCGUCAUCAAGGACGAACCAGAGGACGAGGAUGAAGUCCGAUUCGUGCAGUCCAGUCUGCCGGACAGCAGCACUGGGGCUCAGUCGAAUCCUCGGCCGCAGAUAAAAGUGUCCGUUCCGGUCUCCCUACCUGCAUCAGAGUCUGGGAUUGAGCAGCGUCCCGCAGCAGAACCAGAGUCUGAGAAGAGGGCGGAGCCGGAGGAAGAUCCCAACGAGGACUGGUGCGCCGUCUGUCAGAACGGAGGGGAGCUGCUCUGCUGCGACAAAUGUCCCAAAGUGUUUCACCUGGCCUGCCACAUCCCCGCGCUGAACGAGUCCCCGAGCGGGGAGUGGUUCUGCUCGCUCUGCAGAGACCUCUCCGCUCCUGAGAUGGAGUACGACUGCAAAGGCAAGAACGACCCCGUCUCUGAGGGAUUCCCACCUGCAGAAAGAAGGAGGUGUGAGAGGCUGCUACUGCGUCUGUUCUGCAAUGACUUCAGCACUGACUUCCAGCAGCCUGCUACUCCAUCAGAGACAAGGAGGUACAAGGAGCUGAUCAAGACCCCAAUGGAUUUGUCGAUAGUGAAGAAGAAGCUGGAGUCCAAGUCGCAGGGAGGUGAAGGCUAUGACAGUCCGGAUGGGUUUGUCGCUGACGUCCGGCUCAUAUUUUUGAACUGUGCAAAAUACUACAAGGCGACGUCAGAAGUGGGGAGUGCAGGUCUGUACCUGGAGGACUACUUUGAGGAGCAGGUGAAACUAGUCUACCCAGACAGGCUCUUCCCCGGAGGGAGGGAAGAGCAAAUGAUCCCCCCUUUGGAGGACGAGAUUGAGGAGGAGGAAGAGGUGAUGGGGGAAGGCAUGGCUCCCAUUGAAGACGAUAAGCCGCUAAGUCCUGCAGGAGAAGGCAUCCCCCCUGUGGAGGAGGAUUCAGCUGUGGAAGAAGCAACAGCUCCAGUUGAGGAAUAUAAAUCAGGAACAGAGAAGGAAAAGGAGAUGGAUGUAACCGCAGAAACUGCGGAGGGAGACGUGCCUCCGUCAGAAGAGGCAAAGCAGGAUGAGGAAACACCUGUGAAGGAGGCAGAAAGCUUUCGAGCUACAGAUAGUGAAACAAAAGACAAGUCGGCUUCCAGCUCCCCAAAAAAGGAAAGCUCUGACCUCCCUACAGACACUACCGUGGAUCCCCCUGACACCCAGAAGGAGAUGUCAACUCCUGCAGACACAGCCAAAGAGAAGGAGUGAUCACACAACAAGAAAAAGAUGGAUGACUUUAGUCUUCCACAGAAUUGGCCCCAGUGGGGACCGACAUUUGCUGCAAUCAGACACUUUUUUUGAAACAAUGUUAAAUUGGCAAUAGGAAAGACGUACUGCUUUACUACAUUUAGUAGCAGGCCUGCAGUAGAUGCACAACGGGGGUUGUUGUUGUGUUUGUUAAAGGUUGCUAUUUGAAUGUAACAUAGAGCAUUAUUUACAGGAAUGACGACACGGAAAAGCACACGCAAGAAUUUCUUGGUGACAGGAUCUCGUUUUCAAAUAGAGAAAAGGAUUUUGGAUUUAAUAUGCAUGCAUGAUAUCUUGGUAUAAAUAGUAGUGCCUCCAUUUUUAAUAGACAGGCUCAUGAACAAAUGUUGUUUUCUUGUAAUAUGUUUUAUUUUAUUAUAAUUGCAGUAAUGCUAUGUAUACUACUUUUAGGGUUGCUGUUAACUAUUCUGCUUGGUUGAGAGCGAAAAAUGAAUUGUAACUAUUGUGGAACCUUUUCCUGAUGCCUCUUAUCCCCAAUACCCCAACUAGGUGUUAUCACACAGCAGCCUUGUUGGUUUUUAUCACAAGAACAACUCUUCUGACUUUGUUGACUUUACUUUUAUCAUAUUAUCACAGUGUUCUCCUAAUCGUGUCCUUGCUGUUCUGCAGCAUGAUUAUUUUACAUAAGAUUAAGCUGAAAGCUUUUAUUCAUAAACCUUCCUGUAUUCAAGUAAAAAUAAUCUUCCACUUCAAUUCAGAUGAUUUGGUCAAAUAGCCUCUUUUUUAUUAUUAUUAUUUAUUGAAGACCUGUAAAUGAACACACACUCUCCAUGAACAAAAAUGUUGGUAAUUUAAAGAAAACCCCUUCUUUUACAAUAUUUGUAAUAAACAGGGUUACAUGUUAA
Eleginops maclovinus (Patagonian blennie) is the source of this 4596-nucleotide messenger RNA. It is a transcript of the gene trim24, whose product is annotated as tripartite motif containing 24. Gene Ontology annotation, molecular function: protein binding; zinc ion binding. The transcript is spliced from 19 exons. The record is from RefSeq and is a predicted model, not a curated record. Lineage: Eukaryota; Metazoa; Chordata; Actinopteri; Perciformes; Eleginopidae. Bases 443 to 3691 code for a protein of 1082 amino acids. Gene Ontology annotation, cellular component: chromatin.